AUGACAUUUGGUUCUUCUGGCUUGCCGUGUUUCUUUCAAGCGUCGCGCCUUGUGCACAAUUUUGCCGAAGCUGUUUUAGCAGCCAUCGCAGGGAAGUCGAGCUUGAAGCUGUAUGACCGCUUUCCGGCAAUCCCUCCCUUUGCAAUGGCCGCUUCUACCAAGGAUGCCCUCGAGCUGAUAGAUUCGAUAAACAGCCUUCAGAUUUCAGCUCAUAUCGACACUGCAUGCUUUGCUUUAUUGAUUUACGAUUAUUUGCUCACGUUUGAGGAUGAACGCACAUUGAUAUGGCAAUCGGAGUGGUCUUUCGCCAAAAUUGUGUUCCUCAUUACUCGCUAUUUUCCCGCCAUAGACUUGUCAAUGACUACCAUGUACCACUUCGGAAUCUUCACUCUUGAUGAAUGUUACCGAAGAUAUAAAGCGGGCGGGCAUCUCAUUAACACCGGAAUUGCCAUUGCAGAACUCAUCCCGAUCGUCCGGACAUGGGCAAUAUGGGAGAAAAGCCGAACCAUAACCAUCAUACUCUUCAUAUGGGCUGCUAUUAACGUUGGUAUCGAUAUUGUAUUCAUUACUCUCUACUUUAAUGCCGCUCAGUUCGCGCCACUACCGCCGGGUGUUCCUGGCUGCCUCCUGGUCUGUGCUCUCGCAACAUAUCUAAAGCGAGUAGCUCAUGUGGCUUUCGAUGCAAGGGAUCCAGUACUGAAGGGCAUUCAGUUGUAUCGAGAAUACGAAGACAAGCAACUUCGAAAUUCAGUACUAUUUAAGGCGUUCUUCGCAAACGGUGUGAUCUUUUACGUUUAUAUAUUCGCACUCUCCGUCGCAAAUGUGAUUGUUAUCACGACUUUUCCGCGUAAUUUUGCAGGAUUACUUGCAAGUGUUGAACGGGUUGCACAUGCGGUACUGAUGGAGCGACUAGUAUUUACCCUCUGUAAAGCAGCAAGACCCGGGCUGGACGAGCAAUACCUGACCAAACUUGAUACAAUACGCUUUGAACGAGGCCAAAGAGGACCUAUCGAAACUGAAGUUACAACAGGCACUUUAUUGUCGUCUUCUGCCGGAAAUUGAAUUUGUCCGGUCCUUUAACUUCCGCGGCUUCUGGAAAGGAACGCGUAAAGAAAGAGAGUGCUGAUAGAUCUGAUGCUUGACUUGAUUUUGCCGUGCAGCACAUCCCUUGUAAUAGCUGUCUGCAAAUAACCACCGAGUAGUUGGAGCAUACUACCUUUCCCAUUUUCA
Messenger RNA from Fomitiporia mediterranea MF3/22, 1230 nucleotides. RefSeq lists its product as uncharacterized. The transcript is spliced from 15 exons. The record is from RefSeq and is a predicted model, not a curated record. The coding region runs from base 1 to 1062 and encodes 353 amino acids. Lineage: Eukaryota; Fungi; Basidiomycota; Agaricomycetes; Hymenochaetales; Hymenochaetaceae.